AUGGCCUAUGAUCGCUACCUUGCCAUCUGCAAACCCCUGCACUACAGGACCCUCAUGGACAGCAGAGCUUGUGUCAAAAAGGCAGCAGCUGCCUGGACCAGUGGCUUUCUCUAUGAGGUGCUGCACACUGGAAAUACAUUCUCAAUAACACUCUGCCAAGGCAAUGCUGUGGACCAGUUCUUCUGUGAAAUCCCCCAGAUCCUCAAGCUCUCCUGCACAGACUCCUACCUCAGGGAAGUUGAGGCUCUUGUAGUUGGUGCCUGUUUAUUCUUUGGGUGUUUCGUUUUCAUUGUGCUGACUUACGUGCAGAUCUUCACUGCUGUGCUGAGGAUCCCCUCUGAGCAGGGCUGGCACAAAGCCUUUUCCAUGUGCCUCCCGCACCUGGCCGUGGUCUCUCUCUUUAUUUGCACCUCAUUUUUUGCCUACCUGAAACCCCCCUCCAUCUCCUCCCCUGCUCUGGAUCUAGUGGUGACUGUUCUGUAUGCAGUGGUGCCUCCAACAGUGAACUCCUUCAUCUACAGCAUGAGGAACAAGGAGCUCAAGGAUGCCCUGAGGAAACUGCUUAUAUAG
Rhea pennata is the source of this 570-nucleotide messenger RNA. RefSeq names its product olfactory receptor 14A16-like. Lineage: Eukaryota; Metazoa; Chordata; Aves; Rheiformes; Rheidae. Bases 1 to 570 code for a protein of 189 amino acids. Gene Ontology annotation, cellular component: membrane. Gene Ontology annotation, biological process: G protein-coupled receptor signaling pathway. The transcript has a single exon. Gene Ontology annotation, molecular function: olfactory receptor activity; odorant binding. The record is from RefSeq and is a predicted model, not a curated record.